Zygotorulaspora mrakii is the source of this 1824-nucleotide messenger RNA. RefSeq lists its product as uncharacterized. The transcript has a single exon. Gene Ontology annotation, molecular function: siderophore-iron transmembrane transporter activity. Gene Ontology annotation, biological process: transmembrane transport; intracellular iron ion homeostasis. Bases 1 to 1824 code for a protein of 607 amino acids. Gene Ontology annotation, cellular component: endosome; vacuolar membrane. The record is from RefSeq and is a predicted model, not a curated record. Lineage: Eukaryota; Fungi; Ascomycota; Saccharomycetes; Saccharomycetales; Saccharomycetaceae.
AUGACAGUGUCGGAGAGUGAUUCUACUGACUCUAAGAAGCAGGACACUUCUGUGCAGGAGAGCGUUGCCAUUAGUGGCACAGGCCUCGAUUACAAAGAUGCGGGGGUAAUCAAUAUCGAGGUUUAUACGGAGCAAUACAACCACAUUUACUACAGGAUAAUGCUCUUUUUUUCAAUAUUUUUAAUUGCAUAUUGUUAUGGUCUGGAUGGUAUGGUACGUAGCGCUUUCCAAUAUUAUGCAACCUCAUCAUACUCUAAUCAUCCUUUGACUUCAACUGUUAAUUGUAUCAGAACAGUUAUUGCUGCCGCAGGGCAACUUUGGUUCGCAAGGGCAUCAGAUAUUUUUGGUAGAACUUCCAUAUUACUAGUGGCGGUUCUCUUUUAUGUCAUGGGUACAAUUAUUGAAAGUCAAGCAACAGAUAUUUCUAGAUUUGCAGCUGGUAGUAGUUUCUAUCAAUUAGGUAUGACAGGUGUUUCGCUGAUGUUAGAAAUCAUAGCAAUGGAUUUUUCUAAUUUAAAUUGGAGAUUGUUUGCGUCGUUUGUUCCAGCGUUACCUUUCAUAAUUAAUACUUGGAUAAGUGGUAACAUCACAGCUGCUGUAGGCUCAAGGUGGUCAUGGGGUAUUGGUAUGUGGGCAUUUAUUUUACCCUUAUCAUGUAUUCCAUUAACAUGCUGCAUGCUGCACAUGAAAUACCUUGCUCAUAAAAAUGCACCUCACAAAUUGAAGAGUGAGGUCAAAUUGUACAAGCAGGUUCCAUGGCACACUUAUCUUAUUGAUGUAUUCUUCUGGAGAUUGGAUUUCUUGGGAUUAGUUUUGGCGUGUGUCGUGUUUGGUUGUAUUUUAGUCCCAUUCACACUUGCUGGUGGUUUCGAAACACAGUGGCAAGCAGCACACAUAAUUGUUCCUGAAGUUAUUGGUUGGGUUGUCGCACUCCCGGCUUUUUUUAUUUGGGAAGCCAGAUAUGCCAAACAUCCAUUAGUUCCUUGGAAUUUGGUCAAGGAUCGUGGUAUCUGGUCAGCUCUGGCAAUUGCGUUUUUCAUUAAUUUCAACUGGUAUAUGCAAGGUGACUAUAUGUACACCGUUCUACUUGUUGCCGUAAAUGAGAGUAUCAUGUCUGCCACCAGAAUCACUUCAUUGUACUCUUUUGUUUCAUGUAUUACAGGUCCUCUAUUAGGCCUCGUUAUCGUAAAGGUCAGAAGAACUAAACCAUUUAUCAUUUUUGGUAUCUGUUGUUGGUUCGUUUCUUUCGGUUUACUAGUUCAUUUCCGUGGUGACACUGAUUCUCACGCUGGUAUUAUUGGGUCAUUGUGUUUGUUAGGCUUUGGUGCAGGUUUCUUUACAUAUACAACGCAAGCGUCUAUUCAGGCCUCUACCAAAACACACUCAAGAAUGGCUGUCGUUACCGCAUUGUACUUAUCCACAUAUAAUAUCGGAUCUGCGGUCGGAUCUGCUGUUAGUGGUGCCAUUUGGACUAACAUUUUGCCAAGAGAGAUUUACAGGAACAUAGCUGAUAGAAGUGUCGCUGACACCGCGUACGGAUCACCAACAACGUUUAUAUUGAAUCAUCCUUGGGGAACAGAAACAAGAGAAGGUUUGGUUAUAUCAUACAGAUAUGUUCAAAAAAUUCUAUGUACGGUUGGUUUAUGCUUCUGUGUACCACUAUUAAUAGCUGCAUUGAUCUUGAGAGACCACAAACUAACAAGCACAGUCGCUCUGGAGGACGCUCAUGAUGAUGAAGCCGUUUAUGAUGAAAAAGAAUAUCACAUAUUUGACAGAGUGAAAGGUUACUUUACCACGAAAGACAAUUCCCAAUUGCCAAAAUAA